AUGGCUGGUGUCAUGUCUGCAAUGUCCCAAGGACCAUCUGUGUUUCUCUUAGCCGGACAGAGCAACAUGUCUGGACGAGGAGGUGUCAUCAAUGACAACAAAACAAACAGCCUCAUCUGGAAUGGCCAAGUACCUCCAGAAUGCUCUCCCAACCCGAACAUCCUCACACUCGAUUUAGACAAGACAUGGAAGGUUGCCCAAGAGCCACUCCACCACCAAAUUGAUCGUUUGAAGCCCUGUGGAAUUGGACCAGGCAUGCAUUUUGCCCAUGAAAUCUUGGCCAAAGAUCCGAGUUUUGGGGCCAUUGGCUUGGUCCCAUGUGCAAUAGGAGGAACCAAGAUAGCUCAGUGGCAAAAGGGGACUCCACUGUACAAUCUGUUGGUUGUAAUUGCAUCGGCAGAAGGUAACUACAUGGAUGCUGUGAGAAAUGCUGAGAUGACAAUAAGACUGAAAAAUGUGCAGACUGUUGAUGCUAUGGGAUCAACCUUUAUACAAGACCAGAAGCACUUGAAUUCUGAGUCUCAAAUUCGCCUUGGUCAGAAAUUGGCUGAGAAAUUUUCUUUCCUCUUUUUCCCAUUAAUUAAUAGAUAA
Messenger RNA from Juglans regia (Persian walnut), 591 nucleotides. RefSeq names its product probable carbohydrate esterase At4g34215. Bases 1 to 591 code for a protein of 196 amino acids. The record is from RefSeq and is a predicted model, not a curated record. The transcript is spliced from 2 exons. NCBI's taxonomy places the organism in Eukaryota, Viridiplantae, Streptophyta, Magnoliopsida, Fagales, Juglandaceae.